CCUACGUCACUCUAACGCGACUUCGUUUCAGAGCGGCUGAAUCGUAAAUGUGGAGUCUGAACGAGUGUCUCAAAGUCAGAUCUGUGCUCACAGACAGACUUUCAGCAUCAUUUAAACCUUAAAUUUAAUCUCUUGUAGUCAGGUUUUAAAGUCAGGUUCAGGUAUUCAGAGACCAUCGUCCUCACACAGUUACAACAAUCCACGUGUUGUUCAGGAACACGGAAAUGGCUGCUGGAUCUGAGUCGCUCUGCUCGACUUUGCUGUUUGUCGGCCUCUUUGUGUUUGUGUCUGCAGACCAGGAAACCAUCACAGCUGAGUCUGGACAGAACGUCACUCUGACAUGUCGAGCUCCAAAUCACAGCAUCGACAUUGUAGAGUGGAGCAGAGCUGACCUGAAGUCACAGCAUGUCUUUGUAUGCUGGGAUGGUCAGGUUCUUCCAGAAGAGCAGCAUCCAUCCUUUAAGAACCGAGUGGAUCUGCAGGACAGACAGAUGAAGGAUGGAGACGUGUCUGUGAGUCUGAAGAAUGUGACGUUUAGUGACACUGGGACAUACGAGUGUCGUGUCCAGAGAGAGGAUGACAGUGUGGAGCUCAUCAUCACCAUCACCCUGAGUGUUGCUCCUCCUCCAGGUCCAACAGGAGGAACCACAGAGGAUGGAGGAUCUGUUGGACUGAUCAUUGGUCUGUCAGUUGCUGCUGUGCUUCUUGUUGCUGCUGUUGGUUUUGUGAUCUACAGGAAACAUGAAGGACAGCAGAGUCAGGGUUCAUAUCAUCCUCCUGCUGAACAGCACAGUGUCUGAAAUGCUUCUACAGCUGAAAAUGAAACAUUUUGAAAAAUGUCUCAUCAGUCUUGUUACGUCCUCCAAUAACGCUCUAUGGUUGCAAUGUUGAAUUUGAUUAUUUUUUAAUGAGCGCCUUUUUUAGAGGGUUAAAAAGAUCUUGUUUUAGUCACUCAUUUCUUCCAGGACAGCAUUGUUGAUGUGGCAGAUGUGCUUCUUGACACAACCACCAAAACAGCUCAAACCAGAGACGCUGUGCCUGACAGUCAGGGUGAAAUAUGACCGAAUAUCUUUCCCUUCUUUACUUCUUUUGCAGGAUAUCAUUAAGGUCCAGUUUAGCCUCCAUUUUAGUGAAUUUGUUUGAGAUUCCCUUUUCAAAGCCACUUUAAUGUUGGAAGUAAAUGUUUGAAGGUUUUUAAAGAAGCUGUCACUCAACACCAGAGGUGGCAAAAGUACUGACAUUCUGUACUUAAGUAGAAGUACAAGUACUUGUGUUAAAAAAUACUUUGGUAAAAGUCGAAGUACUGGUUCAACUUCUUUACUUAAGUCAAAGUAAAAAA
This is a messenger RNA of Archocentrus centrarchus (flier cichlid), 1339 nucleotides long. RefSeq names its product coxsackievirus and adenovirus receptor-like. The record is from RefSeq and is a predicted model, not a curated record. Gene Ontology annotation, biological process: T cell costimulation; cellular response to lipopolysaccharide; negative regulation of T cell proliferation. Gene Ontology annotation, cellular component: external side of plasma membrane. The coding region runs from base 225 to 800 and encodes 191 amino acids. The transcript has 3 exons. NCBI's taxonomy places the organism in Eukaryota, Metazoa, Chordata, Actinopteri, Cichliformes, Cichlidae.